CUGGCUCGGCCUCCCCUCUUGCAGCUGCAGGAGGACGAGCUGCGGGACGCGGUCUUGCUGGUGUUUGCUAACAAGCAGGACAUGCCCAACGCCAUGGCGGUGAGCGAGCUGACGGACAAGCUGGGCCUGCAGACGCUGCGCAGCAGAACCUGGUACGUGCAAGCAACUUGUGCCACGCAGGGCACUGGUCUCUACGACGGACUGGACUGGCUAUCGCAUGAGCUCUCCAAGCGCUAGGUGGGUGGCCAGGCGGCCCACAGACCAGACGAGCAUCGUGCCCACCUGGGAUCGCCCUUCUGGGUUUAGUUAGUUUUUUGGCUUUGUUUUUUUCUCCCCACUGUGACCUCGUCUUCAAUGAUCUGUGUGU
Pelodiscus sinensis (Chinese soft-shelled turtle) is the source of this 367-nucleotide messenger RNA. Lineage: Eukaryota; Metazoa; Chordata; Testudines; Trionychidae. The record is from RefSeq and is a predicted model, not a curated record.